Molecule: messenger RNA, 1231 nt
Organism: Syzygium oleosum
Lineage: Eukaryota; Viridiplantae; Streptophyta; Magnoliopsida; Myrtales; Myrtaceae
Product: TOM1-like protein 3
Exons: 7
Coding region: 547-957 (136 amino acids)
Biological process (GO): protein transport to vacuole involved in ubiquitin-dependent protein catabolic process via the multivesicular body sorting pathway
Molecular function (GO): phosphatidylinositol binding; ubiquitin binding
Source: RefSeq, a predicted model, not a curated record
CCGUGAUGAUUUGGGCUUCCCUUUUCUCUCUUGGCAAGGCUUUGGCGUCUCCUCCUCCGAUGCGAUUGAGCCCCCCGGCAGGCACCGAUACCCUGACAUGGUCGAUGAUGCCUCGCGGCGCUUCUAUAGCCGCCAUACCAACCGUCGCACUCCACCACCACCGUGGCCCCCGUCGCCCCCCUCCAUGCCCCGUCUCUCUCUCUCUCUCUCUCUCGCCCCCCAGCCCCGAUGCGAACAAGGCCAGGUUGUGGUCGUUGAGAGUUUAGGAGUCAGCUGCUUUCGUGCACUGGUGGCUGCACCAGAUUCAGUAAGUAGCGUCUGCAACUGUCCUUGAUAAAAGCAAGCUCAGCUGUUUCUUGGGAGCGCAACUUCCCUCCCCUUUGACAUUUCCUUUGAAGGAAUACUUGCAAGAUAACCUUGAAGUAAAGAGGCAGAGGCUAUGGAUGCAGUAGAUUGUGCCGAGAGGACGACGGGUGAUCUGUUGAUUGGCCCUGAAUGGGGUAUUAACAUUGAACUAUACGAUACCCAGGGAAGGUAAAGGAGGUGAUGAAGAUCCUUAAGAAGCGCCUGGGCAAUAAAGAUCCAAAAAUACAGCUUCUGAUCCUCUAUGUGAUGGAGACUCUUAGCAAAAACUGUGGCAAUAGUGUAUUUCAGAAUACUAUUGAGUUUGAUAUCCUACAGGAAAUGGUUAGAAUGGUGUUCAAAAAGCCAGAUUUUAAUGUGAUGGAGAAGUCAUUGGCAUUGAUAGAUACAUGGCGAGAAGCUGUAGGGGGACCAAGGGGAAGGUAUCCUCAAUACUAUUCUGCAUACAAUGAGUUGAAGACUGCUGGAGUUCGCUUUCCACCCCGAGAAAGAAAAGAUGUACCAUUUUUCACUCCGCCCCCAUCUCAUGGAGUUCAUUCUACCUUAGCAUUCAGCAGUGCUGAAAUUAACAUAAACAUAUCAUUGUCUGUUUAAAUAUUUUUGCAGCUGUUGGUGAUAUGAGUCUGUAUACUUAGCUUGCUUGGAAACUUACAUUAAAAGAUGAAUUUAAUUGGAGGACCUUAAUUUUCUAGCUAGCAAUAUAUCCCUCAGAAAGCAUAUCAUUGUCUGUUGAGUUGAUGAUUAAUUUUGCUGAAAUUAAUCUAACGGGGCAUAGUUUAGAUCUUAAGCUUGGUAUAUGGGUGUGACAAAGAGGAUGUAAUAGGUUCUCAUAGUAGUAAGAACUUGAAUUGAUCUCCCCUUUUAGUAA